AUGUUGCGGUGGACUUGUGUACUGAUUGUUUGCUUGUGGUUGGGAGUAGCCCAUGCUGCAAAUUCUCAUGAGACUGGCAUAGGUUCUAAACCGGGCUUGAAGGCCACAUCAUGUCCUUGUGGCAUGUCCAAGAAAGGAAGAAUCGUUGGAGGUACCAAGGCUCUACCAAAUGAGUACCCAUGGAUGGUAAUGUUAGUUGAAGGAGAUAGUAGAGAUGUAAUGUGUGGUGCUUCCAUCAUUAACACUAAUGUUGCCAUAACAGCUGCUCACUGCACCCAUUAUUUGUCUAGAUAUACAAAACUCAAUGUCAUCGCUGGAACAUCAGAUGUAAAUAAGCCCGGUCAGGUUGUGCCCGUGAGCAGAUGGAUAGAACACGAGAAAUAUAACAGUCCUCAAUACGAUGCAGCAAGGACUAUAAAUGACAUCUCUCUUCUUCUAUUGGAAAAACCUCUUGAAUUCAAUCCCAACGUAGGACCAGUCUGCAUGCCAAAUGGAAAAUACGACAUUGAGAACCAAUGGGUCAAACUCAUCGGAUGGGGUCAGCUCGGAGGAUACCUGCCCCCUACCAGAGAUCUGAUGGAAACUGACGUUAAAGUUUUACCAUUCAAGACUUGCCAGUCGAAGUUCCCUUUGAAAACUCCUCAAACACAGAUCUGUACCCAGGCCCCAGGCAAGGGAGGCUGUAUGGGUGACUCAGGUGGUCCAGUGACUUAUUUGGACCCUAAAACCAACAGGUACACCUUGGUAGGCCUCGUAUCUUUCGGCAGUGGAAACUGUGACCCAAUUGUCCCAACUGUCAUGACAGAAGUAUCAGCAUUCCUACCUUGGAUUAAAUCCAAAAUCAAUACUCUUGGAUGUCAAAAGGUUAAAGGCAAGAAACGGAAGAACUUAGUUUUAGGAGGCUAA
Messenger RNA from Nezara viridula (southern green stink bug), 906 nucleotides. NCBI's taxonomy places the organism in Eukaryota, Metazoa, Arthropoda, Insecta, Hemiptera, Pentatomidae. The record is from the annotation of a GenBank genome assembly.